This is a messenger RNA of Juglans microcarpa x Juglans regia, 2587 nucleotides long. Its product is annotated as phosphoenolpyruvate carboxykinase (ATP) 1-like. The record is from RefSeq and is a predicted model, not a curated record. The transcript is spliced from 13 exons. Gene Ontology annotation, cellular component: cytosol. The coding region runs from base 256 to 2256 and encodes 666 amino acids. NCBI's taxonomy places the organism in Eukaryota, Viridiplantae, Streptophyta, Magnoliopsida, Fagales, Juglandaceae. Gene Ontology annotation, molecular function: ATP binding; phosphoenolpyruvate carboxykinase (ATP) activity. Gene Ontology annotation, biological process: gluconeogenesis.
CCUUGUUAGCGGAUCAUAUCUCUGGGUUACGCACGCUGCAGUGAAGGCAAAGCUUCGGUUUUGGAAUGAAGCCUUUAUAAAGGGAACCUUGAGUGCCCUGAAUCCACACCCCACUCAUUUCCACCGCUACUUGUCGGAUCUCGAAGCAUUUAUUGCCAUAAAAAUUCGUUUUCUCCCAGCUGGCCUUUCUUCUCCAUCAGAUCCUCAUCUGAUCUGGGUUUCACCGUUAAAAAAAUAUUUGUAGGAAAAGAAAAGAUGGAGAACAAGGGAACGGAAGACGGAGCGUUCAGCUUAGCUAGAAGCGAAAGCACUGGCGGACGUAAGUACGGGCUGGCGAAGAUCCAGACGCAGAAGGAGAAGCCCAAGGAGGUGUGCCACGACGACAGUGCACCUCCGGUGAGAGCUCAGACGAUCGACGAGCUUCAUUCUCUACAGAAGAAGAAGUCAGCGCCGGCAACUCCGGUAAGAGGAACUCAUGGAGCUUUUGCAGCCAUGUCCGAAGAAGAACGCCAUAAACAGCAACUCCAAUCCAUCAGCGCUUCGCUGGCUUCGCUGACGAGGGAGACAGGACCGAAGGUGGUGAAAGGGGACCCGGCGAGGAUGGCAGAAAGCCCGAGGGUGACGCAUGUUGAGCACCACUCUUAUGCUCCCUCCCUCGGCAUAAGUGACAGUGCGCUCAAGUUCACACACAUCCUCUACAACCUCUCACCCGCUGAACUGUACGAGCAAUCUAUCAAGUACGAGAAAGGAUCAUUUAUAACAUCAACUGGUGCGUUGGCAACUCUAUCCGGAGCAAAGACAGGUAGGGCGCCGAGAGACAAACGCGUAGUCAGGGACGAAACCACUGAAGAUGAGCUUUGGUGGGGAAGGGGCUCACCCAACAUCGAGAUGGACGAGCAUACUUUCCUAGUUAACAGAGAGAGAGCUGUCGAUUACUUGAACUCGUUGGAUAAGGUAUUCGUGAAUGAUCAGUUUUUGAACUGGGAUCCAGAUCACCGUAUCAAAGUCCGAAUUGUAUCUGCCAGAGCUUACCAUUCCUUGUUCAUGCACAACAUGUGUAUAAGGCCAACUCCUGAAGAGCUGGAGAAUUUUGGUACUCCGGACUUCACGAUAUACAAUGCAGGGCAGUUCCCAUGCAAUCGUUACACUCACCACAUGACUUCCUCCACCAGCAUAGACCUCAAUCUUGCUAGGAUGGAAAUGGUCAUCCUUGGCACUCAGUAUGCUGGGGAAAUGAAGAAGGGUCUAUUCAGCGUAAUGCAUUAUCUCAUGCCUAGGCGUCAGAUCCUCUCCCUUCACUCUGGUUGCAAUGUGGGCAAAGAUGGUGAUGUUGCCCUUUUCUUUGGAUUAUCAGGUACUGGGAAGACAACUCUAUCCACGGAUCAUAACAGGUUUUUAAUCGGAGAUGAUGAGCACUGCUGGAGUGAGAAUGGUGUGUCAAACAUUGAAGGUGGUUGCUACGCAAAGUGCAUUGAUUUGUCGAGGGAAAAGGAGCCUGAUAUUUGGAAUGCUAUCAAGUUUGGGACCGUGGUGGAGAAUGUCGUGUUCGAUGAGCAUACUCGGGAAGUGGACUACUCAGACAAGUCUGUUACAGAGAACACACGUGCAGCAUAUCCAAUAGAGUACAUUCCUAAUGCUAAAUUACCGUGUGUUGGACCCCAUCCAAUGAAUGUCAUCCUUCUAGCCUGUGAUGCCUUUGGUGUGCUCCCACCUGUGAGCAAGCUGAGCUUGGCUCAGACCAUGUACCAUUUUAUCAGCGGCUACACUGCUCUGGUGGCUGGGACAGAGGAUGGUAUCAAGGAGCCACAGGCUACAUUCUCAGCCUGCUUUGGUGCAGCAUUUAUAAUGCUGCAUCCCACAAAGUAUGCAGCAAUGCUGGCUGAAAAGAUGCAAAAACAUGGGGCUACAGGAUGGCUAGUUAACACAGGCUGGUCAGGAGGGAGCUUUGGAUCGGGUAACCGAAUCAAGUUAGCUUAUACCAGGAAGAUCAUUGAUGCUAUUCACUCAGGGACCCUUUUGACAGCAAGCCACACCAAGACUGAAGUAUUUGGACUUGAUAUCCCUACUGAAAUUGAGGGCGUGCCUUCAGAAAUCCUAAAUCCAAUAAACACAUGGCAAGAUAAGAAGGCCUACAAAGAUACAUUAUUAAAGCUAGGGGGUCUGUUCAAGAAGAAUUUUGAGGGAUUUUUGAGCUACAAGAUUGGAAAGGACAACAAUCUGACUGAGGAGAUCCUUGCAGCUGGUCCUAUAUUCUGAAUGGAAAUCUGUGACUGAUGGAGCAAAGGUGAAGUUGAGGGAAACAAGAGAAUGCAUAUUCCACUGUUACUGUGCAGAGUUUUGUGUAAUCUUUUGUCCUGAUACUUUCAUAUAAUCUUAUCUUUCUUUAUUUUCUGUAAGCAAAACACACACACAAAGGAAGAGGUGCUUUAUUGUGUGAAAUUUAUUCAUAUCAAUGUAAUGUGAGUCGAUAUAAAAAAAAAAAUGUAAUGCAAGUCGAGAGGGAAAAGGGGUCAUCUUGUAUAUGGAACUGCAGCUCGAUUGAAAAUAUGUUUAUUUGUCAAAAUAAUUUGGAAUAAUUAUACAGGUA